GCGCCGGAAGCCAAGCAGUGGGCGCCAGCCCGGGAGGCAGGACCUCGCAUAGAGGCGCUUGCCGUCCAGGACUGGACUCUGCCUGGAGGCUGGCGGCGGCCCAGUCCCACCCGGAGCUCUGAGGCGGCGGCGGGCGGCCUCCCGCGGGUCGGGAGUAAGCGAUCGGGGCGGUUCCCGUCGCCAGCGAGGCCCGUGUGGAAGUCCCUGCGUCUCCCGGCCUCCGCGCCCUGCAGGUUGGCUCGUCUGGUCGCUGCCAGGGCGACACAGAGUCCCCCUAGGACAGAGCGAGCUCGCAGUCGGGAGUGCUGGGCACAUCACUGGCUUCCCGAAUUUUCCCACCUCGCCCAGCGCGGCCUCUGUGCUUCUGGGGUUUGUAGUCAGCAAGACCUGGUGACGAGACCUGGCUGCAGCUUCCAACUUUUUCGUGACCUUGUGGAAAUCGCCAAGUCUCAGUUCCCGGUAAACCUGUGCUCCCUGGAGACCCACCUGUAGGGGAGCCCGGAGCUGCUAUUGGAGCUGACUGCUAGGCGGAAGGAAUGAAAGGUUGACUCCCAGGACAAACAGGCCUACAGUCCCUGGUGUGAUGAGAAUGUGGGAUUUGCUGUCCUGAAUUAGAAAAGCAAGGCAGUAACCGUGGGCCCUGACUCUGCUCACCAGUGAUGAGAGAGAUGGAAGCCUUAAAUUCUGGGGAUAAAAAGAGGGUCCUUCCCACCUGGAUGACAGCCCAGGCGCCUGAGCGGAGGAUGAGGCUGGGGAAGACCCCGAAGAGGAGGAAAAUGGCCGUGGUGGCUGCAGCGAGACCUCCUGCAGUGAAGACCGCGUACUGCAUGAAUGAGGCCGAACUUGUGGACGUGGCUCUGGGGGUCCUGAUCCAGAGCCGAAAACAGGAAAAGGCCUUGGAGCAGCCGCCUCUGGCAGGCACUGAUAAACCAGCGCUGUCCCCCACCUGCCCGGAGCCACCCAGUUCUGGGAGCGGGAGUAAGGCCGAGGACCAUGGGAGAGGUGCCCUUCCCUCAGGCCCCAGCCCUCCUGGGGGACCCCCAGGCUCUGGCUCUGCCUGCAGCAGGAGCCCCGAGGAAGAGGAGGAGGACGCGUUCAAGUACGUCAGAGAGAUAUUCUUCAGCUGAAGGACGGAUUCCAGCACUUUGUGUCCAGAACAGUUCGAGGAAGCGGGGCUUUGGCUCCCUGCCAGGGGCAGCUCCCAGCUCCACGCCCUUGGAGCGGAGAAGCAGGGGGUGGGGGGGCCUGGAGCCGGGAGCCGCCGCCAUCAGCAUUCCCGUCUGCACCGCGUCCCCUCCCCGCUCGGGGGUCAACCAUCUGACGUGGUCAGUUACCGGGUGCCGGGGACAGUGAGGUCGUGGUGGUCGAACUUCGUGGCAUCCAAGAAUCGUGCUAAUAAUUUUCAAACAAAAUAAAGUGUGGCUGCUAGAGUAAAUGCA
This is a messenger RNA of Phyllostomus hastatus (greater spear-nosed bat), 1439 nucleotides long. RefSeq names its product cell cycle regulator of NHEJ (gene CYREN). The coding region runs from base 660 to 1127 and encodes 155 amino acids. Gene Ontology annotation, biological process: negative regulation of double-strand break repair via nonhomologous end joining; double-strand break repair via nonhomologous end joining. NCBI's taxonomy places the organism in Eukaryota, Metazoa, Chordata, Mammalia, Chiroptera, Phyllostomidae. The transcript has 5 exons. The record is from RefSeq and is a predicted model, not a curated record. Gene Ontology annotation, cellular component: cytoplasm; nucleus.